AGCGUUCCGGCGUAAGAUGGCGUCCUCUUAUCGAACCGUUCAAGGGCCGUCUGUGCGUGGACCUCGCAUAUGCAUGUUCGCAGCAGCCAAAGCACCGCGCUCGGGCGCUUAUGCAAUACCCAGCAACCCGUCACUACACUCACCCUAGAACAAGCAAAUGCGACCACAUCUUGCCGUCAAUCCAGGAACCCCGCAUUUACGAUUCAGUAUGGAAAUCAGCUUCUCUCGCAUGCUCUAGGAGUAUCACACGCAACCUCUACUGUUCACUUCUUUCACUGUUGCGUACGCAUAUCGGGUGCACGCCUACUUUGAUUAUGGCAUUCCAAUCACCGAUGAAAAAAAAA
Bipolaris maydis ATCC 48331 is the source of this 344-nucleotide messenger RNA. Lineage: Eukaryota; Fungi; Ascomycota; Dothideomycetes; Pleosporales; Pleosporaceae. The record is from RefSeq and is a predicted model, not a curated record.